CACGAUUCGGUGACGUCGGCGUUGCGCGGUGGCUGUAAUGGAGGAUGCGAGCGGGGUACUGAGGCAGUGAGGAGACGGGCUCGUAUUUUAAUGGGUAAAGAGUUCUCAGAGCCCGCUCCCGUCUGACGCAGUAUUGGGACUGGAGUUUACAGAAUAAAUUUGGACAUCCUCGCCUACAACCAUCCCACCUGAAGGAGGAGUGCUUUAAUGAAGGUUAGUUGAACUUGGCAACAUGCCAGCAGCAACAGUGGAUCACAGCCAAAGAAUCUGUGAGGUCUGGGCUUGUAACCUGGAUGAAGAGAUGAAGAGAAUACGUCAAGUAAUUCGGAAAUUCAACUAUGUUGCAAUGGACACAGAAUUUCCAGGUGUCGUAGCACGGCCGAUUGGAGAAUUCAGAAGCAAUGCAGACUAUCAGUAUCAACUGUUGCGCUGUAAUGUGGAUUUGCUGAAGAUUAUACAGCUGGGGCUAACAUUUGUAAAUGAGCAGGGCGAGUACCCUCCAGGGACCUCCACAUGGCAAUUUAAUUUCAAAUUUAAUCUUACGGAGGAUAUGUAUGCUCAAGACUCAAUAGAGCUUCUUACAACUUCUGGUAUCCAGUUUAAAAAACAUGAGGAGGAAGGAAUUGAUACAAUGUAUUUUGCAGAAGUUCUUAUGACAUCUGGUGUAGUAUUAUGUGAAGGUGUCAAGUGGCUUUCAUUCCACAGUGGGUAUGACUUUGGCUACUUGAUCAAAAUACUCACCAAUUCGAACCUACCUGAAGAAGAACCAGACUUCUUUGAGAUCUUAAGGUUGUUCUUCCCUGUAAUUUAUGAUGUGAAAUACCUCAUGAAAAGCUGCAAAAAUCUCAAGGGUGGUUUGCAGGAAGUAGCUGAACAAUUGGAGUUGGAGCGAAUUGGGCCACAGCAUCAAGCAGGUUCAGAUUCACUAUUAACAGGAAUGGCCUUCUUCAAAAUGCGAGAGUUUUAUCUUUUCUUUCCCUUCAGAUGUUCUUUGAGGAUCACAUUGAUGAUGCCAAAUACUGUGGCCAUCUGUAUGGUCUUGGCUCCGGCUCAUCAUAUGUUCAGAAUGGCACGGGGAAUGCAUAUGAAGAAGAAGCUAAUAAACAGCAGCCUUGACCUGAAAUGGGGAGAUUAAUUUUUUGGGCCACAUAUACUGGAUCUGAUUUUUAUCUUGCGUCUGGCUUUCUCAGACCUUCAGGUUUUUUUCCUUUCCCUGUUCCGUCUGUUCACUAGAUUUGUGCCAAUAUCAUGGGCAUUCUGGCCUUGGCAAAGAAAUUCAUUGUAAGUAUAAUUCGCCCAGCUAUUUGUAGUACAGAAAUUUUUUUCACAAAUUGCUUGAAAAAGUGGGAAAAUAACCACCUGAAUGAAUUUUCAAACAGUUAUUUUCCUCUCUUCUUUCUGAAAGCAUCUAAAAUGUAUAAUCUGGUUAUAUGUCGUUCCAAUCUAAUAUGUGGCACUUAAAAUAAAGAUAACAGGAAUUUUAGCUAUUCAGGAUUGUGGACCAUCAAAUUUGCACUUUAGAGAGUGACUGGUUCCUCUAUUUUAUGGGAAUUUUGCUGCUUGUUCUCACGAAUGAGAUAAGAAAGCCCAGAAACUUGAACUACACACCAUUGAGUUACUGUUUGUGGAUUUUCUGUGCCUGCUGGCUUAGUGUGACAGCGUCUCCACUACUGGUUUGUGGUAACAAACAAUUUUACUGAAGCUCUUGUAUUUGCUGCAGUUGAAAAAGGAAGUCUGUAAGUGUUGCCUUACAUUUUUUCCUGUUAACAUCUUUUUUUCUUCUGGGAACGUUUCCCGUACACACAGUCUGACAUAUCAGAAGUGCAGCUAGCUGAACCAAAACCAGCAUCUCACACACAUUGUGCUACAGCUACCACAUCUGUUUGUACAUUCUGACUGCGUUGUUGUAAUAAAAUAAAACUUGAAUCAGUUUAAUUUCAGUUUUUAAAAAAAACAGAAUUUAUACUUAACACAGUUUAGCACUGAUGUCAUUAGUGUCAGAUUAUGUACAUGAUGCGAUGUUGUUUAUGGCACAACAGCCUUUUUUUCCAACGGAAGAAUGUUCUGAGAUUUUUUCAAGCUCUGCUUUAUUACAAAAAAUAUUUUCAUUCUCAGUGGCAGCAAUUAUUACAACAGUUCAGGAGCAUUUCAGUUACACCAAAGCCAGGCUUCCUCCAAAGUUAUUGCAGAGAAAAAAUGAAAAAGCACUGUCUAGCAUGCAUGAAAUUUUUAACUUCAAGAUUUUCUCUGACCAGUUCCUUUUUCAUAACAGAGUACAACAAUUUUUGUCUUCUGAUGUCAUUUUAGUCAGGGUUUUUAUGUUCAGCUUGCCUUCCAACUAGGCUUCAACGCCUCUUUUUGCUGAUGGUUGCAUUAUUUCUGUGGAUCAGCUGGUGGCAGGAAGCAUACAUUAAAAAGAAAAUAGGGUUUUCCCCAGAGUGAUUACCGUACCUAGUGGUGUAGUUGGGAACUGGUUAAAAACCUUUUUGGUGAUUUGGUUUGCUAGUCUACAGAGCUUCAAGCCCUUGAUGAUGGAGAGAGAGACAAUUGUUGGUGCGAGGCCAGACAUGAUUGUGAAACAUUGAUAGUCAUUCUAUGUUAGGGCUUUCAAAACAUGUUACUACUCAUGACUGGUAUUGAUAAAAAUUCAAAAACAUUGAAGUAUUUCUGUUUUAUUUACCAUUUUACUUUUGUAUGAUCAAAAAAAGUUGAUUUUUUUUUUAAAAACCUUUGCAAGGGCAUACUGUCUUUUUACAGUAUUGCAAUUCCAUAAGUAGCAUUGCAUAGGUAUAUCAGCUGAGAGUGAUGCUGGUUUUGAUGCAGCAUGACUUGCUAUGCAACCCCUUUAGUACAUUAUAUAUGAGCUGUAAACUCCAUGUAAUAUAUUAUUGAGUCUUAUGCAUUGUAUCCUGCAUGCCUGUAGAGCAGCUGCGGAGGAAGACCUUUACUGAAUAGUUGGUACUUGCCUGGAACCAUCAAUUGCAUGUUGCAAAAUUCAGUUAUUAGAUUUCAGAGCUUGGGAAAAGGUCAAAAUCUCCCGACCUGUGUGACUACAAUGUAAUUAAUGUGUUCUGUUCUUUCAUUAUGUUACAGAACUGUAACUUAAUGGACCUUUUUUUAAAGCAAUUAUGUGGAAAAACAAGGUAUUAUUUGUUUUUAAACCUUUUUGUAAAUAAAGGCUUCAGAUUUGUUUCUUA
Molecule: messenger RNA, 3197 nt
Organism: Pristis pectinata (smalltooth sawfish)
Lineage: Eukaryota; Metazoa; Chordata; Chondrichthyes; Rhinopristiformes; Pristidae
Product: CCR4-NOT transcription complex subunit 7
Exons: 7
Coding region: 233-1135 (300 amino acids)
Cellular component (GO): P-body; CCR4-NOT complex; CCR4-NOT core complex
Molecular function (GO): poly(A)-specific ribonuclease activity; nucleic acid binding
Source: RefSeq, a predicted model, not a curated record